Vombatus ursinus (common wombat) is the source of this 2558-nucleotide messenger RNA. RefSeq names its product fin bud initiation factor homolog (gene FIBIN). Bases 589 to 1224 code for a protein of 211 amino acids. The record is from RefSeq and is a predicted model, not a curated record. Lineage: Eukaryota; Metazoa; Chordata; Mammalia; Diprotodontia; Vombatidae. The transcript has a single exon.
CUGGAGAUCCUAAGGAUAUCAUUAGCCAGAGGAAAAGCUCCGCAUUCCCAAUCCAGGAGUUGGAAUAGUAGCAAGCGGUCCAAAGACCCAGACAGGACUAUCUGUUUGCAAGCGUCCUUCCCUUUCUUCCUGAUUUUCUUGCCUUCAGCUCAAUUGCCCGUUCCAUCUCCCAGGAAGAAGGGACCAGGCUUGGAGUGGGAAAAGGAAAUCCCCGGAACAGACACCACCUGAGUCCUCGGCUAGAGGAAAGGGAUCCCCUCCUUCCUCAGAGGCAAGCACACUGAAUUUCUGCCAGGGAGAGGGGUGUCUCUCAAGGAAGGACGUGGGAAGAGCGUAUCCUGAAGACCUGUAGGUGAAUACCAAAAACUGCCAAGGAGAUGCUCUUUGUGGUGAACCCACAUGAAGCCUGCUAAGUGCCUGGGUUCUGGCUGCAGUAAAGAGGCUGGGACUCAGGCUGAGCUUGCUGCUUCACCAGGGCAUCGACUGGGCUAGGGAAGGGGGCUGCUUCAUUUCACUCUACUAGUGGCUGGAAGCCGGGUUCUCUGAUCACUAGCCAUCUUUCCACCAGCUCCAGCUUUAGUCUCCAGGAUGCCAGUGCUGUGGUAUAUCUGGAUGACUUUCCUCUGCCAUCUGUGCCAUGGCUACUUUGAUGGGCCCCUCUACCCAGAGAUGUCCAACGGGACCCUGCAUCACUACUUUGUGCCGGACGGGGACUACGAAGAGAAUGAUGACCCGGAGAAGUGUCAGCUGCUCUUCCGAGUGAGCGACCACCGACGCUGCCCCCAAGGAGAGACAGGCCAGGCUAGCAGUCUGCUGAGCCUCACCCUGCGUGAGGAGUUCACCGUGCUGGGGCGACAGGUAGAAGAUGCUGGCAGGGUGCUAGAGGGCAUCAGCAAGAGCAUCUCCUAUGACCUGGAUGGAGAGGAAAGCUACGGAAAGUACCUGCGCCGGGAAUCCAAUCAGAUCGGCGAUGCUUACUCCAACUCUGACAAGUCACUCACUGAGCUGGAGAGCAAGUUCAAGCAGGGCCGGGAUCAGGAGGCCAGGCAGGAGGGCAGGCUUAACGAUGACUUUUUGGGGAUGCUGAUUCACACCAGGUCUCUGCUUAAGGAAACCUUGGAUGUCUCCGCAGGGCUGAGGGAUAAGUAUGAGCUGCUCUCCCUAACCAUCCGAAGCCAUGGCACCCGGUUAGGGAGGCUCAAAAAUGAUUAUCUCAAAGUGUAGAAGGGACUUCCAGCUGCACACACUGGAGGUGAAGAGACUCUCGACACUGUGUUGGGGACGUAACUUCUCUCCCCAUCUUUUUCCCUACCACAUUGAUACUUUGGAUUUCCCUUUGAAAAGUAAGUCUGGGGUACUUAAAAAAAGUCACAGCUGUAUCACUCUGUAUGGUAUUUGUGGCUGUGGUUGCUAUAGAUUUUUCUGCUAUAAAAACACUGUUAAUGGAACUCCAGUAACUUCAAAAGGUGCUUUGGGAUCAUGCCUGAUCAUCUACUCCUACCAGUCCAGUUACCCGCUUGUUUCAGAAAUCACCUGGAAUCUGGGAAGUCAGCAGACUUUUCCCCCCAAGGCCUCUUCGCUCAUGAUCCUUCUGGCUGGGAGAGGCGAUAAAACCUCAGCAUGUCCCGAGUCUAACCUUGAUCCACAUUUUCAUUUGGCAACCAAGCAGCUAAAUCUCCAGGUUUAUUCUUCACUGCCUCCUUUUCUCUCUUAUUUAUUAGCUGCGGUUUCUAUCAUUUUAGGGAAGGAAUCAGCAGUGUGUCGUACUCCCAUUACAAUGAGUGGGGGAAUUGCUUCCCUGCAUUUCAGCAUGCUCAAAGUUAAAAAGACUGUGAGACAUGUAUCCCAGCUGUUGGCUUACAAAUCCCAGUAACUCGAUUAGGGUCUUGCUGUCCCCAUGUUCCCCAGCUGGAUUCUCUCCAGUUAAGUGCAAUGGCCAAGACCUUAGCAACUUUAAAAGGAUGAGCUGUUUUGGGUGCAUCCUUAGAUGCUCAAGAUUUGGGCUCUCAGUGUAGCAUUUUGCUGUGGGGGUUUGAAUAUCUUCUUUAUAAGUCCAGGAAUCCUGAGAACCUAAUAGCUCUUUAGCUGUCUUAAGUUUAUUAUUCAGACAAUAAGUGUAUUCUCAUGUUAUAUAUCUCCUUAUUUUAUAACUUAAGGCUGUGAUUGUCACUCAUGUUUUAAAGAGCUGGCAGAAAAUGGAUGGAAGCCAAAUUUCUUAGACCUAAGUAUUAAAUAAAGCAGGGAGAAAGAUUUCUCAUGUUGUUUCUUCUACCUUUACCAGCUCCUGUUAUUUUAAAAAUGCCAACAAUCUCCUAGCCUGUGCUGGGACCCUUGUGGGUAAACUUCACAAUUUUAUGCACUGAGCUGGACUUCUUAAAGCUAUCUUGAGGAGACAGACAGGAAAAGUACGCAGUUCACUAGCAAGUUCCAGCAACCUCACUGAGGAGCUGAGUGAUUUCCAGGGCUGUUGGAUUCCAGGAAUUGCAGGCAGGGCCAGCAAAGACAGUGCUAACCCUUUAUAUGUCAUUUCAAUAAAUAUUUAAAGAAGUGGACAUGAA